AUAUGGGAAUACCAGCUGCAGCUGUAAGCACAAGCUCCCCUUUCCCGGUCGGCAUUUGGCCCCCCGUCUCUGCCUCCUGAGCCGGAGCCCACCCGCCAACCGCAGACACCGCGAGCCCACCCCGCCGGCGCCCUUGUCCUUUCCCACAAAGCGCUAUACCGCCGUGCCUCGGUCUAUUACAUGACGAUACUAAGUCUGUUAUAGAGGCUUCGAGCAGCCAGACAUUAUGAAUAGCCAGCCGCUCCACCCCGGUAGCGGCUUCGACCGCGACCGUGACCUCGACGAGCAACGUCAUCGCACCCACCAUCAGGACGACCUCGCCAGACGCGAACGAGAGCGCGAACGCGAACGGGAUCGCGAUCGCGAGAGAGAGGAAGCUGAGCGCCAGCAUCGCGAGCCGUAUCCGCCCGCCACCGCUUCUGGGGCUCCCCACCACAGCACUGCUGGUUCGUUACCUAUCCAUCAGCCUGUCGCAUCUAGGAUUUCCAAUUCGAUCACUGGCCCCGGUGGCCUCCUCGCAAAUCACGGAAGCUCCGCGCCAUCGCUACCCAUCAGUGGUCCGUCCGCGCCCGCGCCCGGCUUCGGUGGGUCGCUGCACAGUGAAGCCGGCCGGCCUCAACAACAAGGCGCCCCGGCAGCCGCAGGGGGCGCUCAACACCAGAUCUUCGCGCCGAUGGCGCAUGCGCCAGGCGGCCCCAACGGUUCGACCAACUCCCUUGGCGGACCAGGCGGGCCCGGUGCCAUAUUUGGGGGCCCGCUUCAGCAGGAGAAUGGCCGGGGGAUGCCGCAGGACGGCGCUAGGGCCAUGCAGCAAUUGCCGUUCGGCUCCAGCAUGGGUCCCGGACAGGCCGCCCCAUCAGGACCCGGCGGAAUGCCCCAAGGGCAGCAGCCGAUACUCAACGAUGCGCUGAGUUAUCUCGACCAAGUCAAAGUCCAGUUCCACGAACAACCGGACGUUUACAACAGGUUCCUCGAUAUCAUGAAAGACUUCAAGAGCCAAACUAUCGACACACCUGGUGUGAUCAGCAGGGUUUCUGAACUCUUCGCCGGGCAUCCUAACUUGAUCCAAGGUUUCAACACCUUUCUGCCCCCUGGUUAUCGCAUAGAAUGCGGCUUGGAAAACAAUCCGAACAGCAUCCGCGUCACGACACCCUCAGGCUCCACGAUCCACUCGAUCGGCGCGGGACGGGCGACCCAACACGAAAUCGCACAGCCAGCGGGAGGGCCACCGCAAGGGUUCUUGAACACAAGGACGGGGUGGCAGCCGCCCUUGUCGCAUGGUGCAGAGAGUCCAGAAGCAACAUUCAGCGCACCAGCGCAGAACGGCCCUUCCGGCUUCCCCGGGUCGAACCAGGGUGCUCCGUUUGACGGCGCCAGCCCGGUUCAGCAGAGGUCGGUGCCCGCUACCCAAAACGGCACUCCUCUGAACCACGCUCCCGUUCCGCGAACCGCACAGACGCCCACGCCUACCGCCGGCCCGCCCAGUGCAAACGGGAGCACUGCCCAGCAAGCCAGUUUGGAGAAGCGCGGUCCUGUCGAGUUUAACCACGCCAUCAGCUAUGUCAACAAGAUAAAGAAUCGUUUCCAGGAUAAACCCGAAAUAUACAAGCAGUUCCUGGAAAUUCUCCAGACCUACCAACGCGAACAAAAGCCGAUCCAGGACGUCUACUCGCAGGUGACGAGCCUUUUCCACACGGCCCCCGACCUCCUCGAAGACUUCAAACAAUUUCUCCCCGAAUCUGCCGCGCAAGCCCGAUCGGCUGGCCAACGUGCCGAGGAGAGCAUGGCAAUACCGGUGUCUACACCGACGCCGCAACCGGGGCAUGCCGCACGCGACGGGCCCAAGAUGCCCCCGGUUGGCAAUUUUGCGCCACCGGCAAGCGCCAGCAAAGAGAACAAAAAACGUCGACCCGAAAAGGCAGUUCCGGGUGGGCCCCCGGCUUCCGAGCAGACUCAAAUGUCGGGCAUGCGUGGUACACUCCCUCCGGCCGCGGCGAAUAAGCGGGCGAAGCUAUCCCACAAGCCCAACGCUGCCGAAACCGCCUUCAUCGAGCCAACACUGACGCCGGUCCUGCCCGAGCCGCUGGCGCCCACGCCCCUCGCAACGUCGAUUCAGGACGACCUGGCCUUCUUCGAGAAGGUGAAGAAGCACAUCGGCAACCGGACGGCGACGACAGAAUUUCUCAAGCUCCUGAACCUUUGGAACCAAGGCCUGAUUACCACGGACGUCUUGAUUUUCAAAGCCAACCAAUUCAUGGGCGGCAAUCCCGAGCUCCUCGGCACCCUGAAGGGCAUGCUCAUCCAAGGUACCAUGGACGAGGCCAUAGAAAACCGCCCGGACCCGCCCACGGGCCGGGUUUCCCUCAGCAACUGUCGUGGGUUCGGCCCCAGCUACCGGUUGUUGCCAAAGCGGGAGCGCCUAAAGCCCUGCUCCGGCCGUGACGAGCUCUGCCAGUCGGUUCUCAAUGACGAAUGGGCGUCGCACCCGACUUGGGCCUCGGAAGAUUCCGGCUUCGUCGCCCAUCGCAAGAAUGGCUACGAGGAAAGCCUCCACCGGAUCGAGGAGGAGCGACACGAUUACGAUUUCUUCAUCGAAGCGAACCAGAAAUGCAUACAGCUCCUGGAGCCGAUCGCACAACAAAUGCUAUCGCUACCUGCCUCGGAGAGGCCCAACUUCAAGAUGCCGGCCGGUCUUGGCGGGCAGAGCACGUCGAUCUACAAGAGAGUUCUCAAAAAGAUCUACGGCGCCGAGAAGGGCUGUGAGGUGGCCAACGACAUGUUCAAGCACCCUUUUACGGUCGUCCCCGUCGUCAUGGCGCGUUUGAAGCAGAAGGAUGAGGAAUGGCGGUUUACUCAGCGGGAAUGGGAGAAGGUCUGGCAGAGCCAAACCGAAGUGAUGCACCUUAAGAGCCUGGAUCACAUGGGGAUCCAGGUCAAGACCAAUGACAAGCGCAGCCUGUCGGCGAAGCACCUCGUCGAUAUGAUCAAGACGAAGCACGAAGAGCAGCGCCGUAUCCGGGUCGCCAAGGGCAAGACUCCUCGCUACCAGUUCUCACAUCAGUUUUCGGACGAGGAGCUCGUCUUGGAUUUGCUCCGCUUCAUGGUCAUCUUUGCCAACGUUGGUGGCCAGCACAACGCGCAGGAGCGGAGGCGCAUCCUGGAGUUCUUCGAGUCGUUCAUCCCCCAGUUCUUCGAUCUUGCCGAGGACAAAGUGUCGGAAAAGCUAGCCGACAUUGACCAGGACUCGGCCGAAGAGGACGAGGAUGACACGGCCCCUACGGAGCUCACCAAUGGCCGUAGCCGCCGCAAUGGCAAAAAGUCGGAUCUCCUCCGCGGCGUUCUGGAUCCGAGCCGCAACGGCAGCCGCAGCCGUGGCCAGAAGGAGGACAGCGCGGCAUCCGGCAGCAAGGAGACCACGCCUGACGUGGGAUCCGCGGAGGAAGAGAUGCCGGACGCGCCGGAGGACUCGUCGGUACCGGAAGUAUCGAACGGACGCUGGUUACCCACGGUUCCCGGCCCUAUCAUCGUCGAGAAGGGCAAGGGCGGCAGAGGAUCCGAGCUCGUCGACGUGGAUGGCGAGCUCAAGGCGGACGCGCCGUUCCCGCGGGCGUGGUACAAUUUCUACUGCAACCAGAACAUCUACGUCUUCUUCACCGUCUUCCAGACGCUGUUCAAACGGCUCGAAAAUGUCAAGCUGAGCAAGGAUAGCGUGAUGGAGGAGAUCAAGCGCGAAAACGCCGAGAAGCCGGCCAAGACGUUGGGCCUCGUCCACGAGGGUCUGCACUACUUCGACAGCGAGGAUCCCGCGGCCUUCUGGCCGAAGACGAGGGACCUGAUUGAGGACUUCAUCACGGGCGAAAUCGAUGAGAACCGGUUCCAGGACGUGCUGCGGCAUUACUACCUUAGGAAGGGAUGGAAGCUCUACACGAUCCAGGAACUGCUCAAGACGCUGUGCCGGCUCGCGCUGAGCUGCAACAACCCUGAUACCAAGGGCGAGAAGACCAAGGAGCUUGUGAAGGCGUAUCUGGACAGCCGCCAGCAGACCGAGACGAGCUUCCAAAACGAGAUCAGCGCACGCAAGUUUGCUGAGAAGUGCAUCAAGGAUGGCGAGAUGUUUGUAAUUGCUUGGUACCCCGCCAAGAAGGAAUCGACAGUCCGGUGGUUGCAGAAGGACGAGACGACAUUCUACAUGGACGAGAUGGAGCGGGUUCAACAGUGGCAGUACUACAUCUCGUCGUACAUGCGCGUCGAGCACACCGAGGGCGUUGUUCGGUCGCGCCUGCAGAAAGUGCUCCUGGAGCGCAACCUGCCGUCGGACGCCUUCAGAGACUCGCCCGAUGAUGACUACAUGAACAAGCCGCUGGCCAUCCACGAAGGUUUGGUAGUUAGAAUCUGCCUGAACUCGUCCAAGAUGGUCUUCGAGAAGGGCACGGACGACUCCUUCGCCUACACGGACGGCCGGCGCGCCACGGCUGACGAGGCGCGCGAGUCCAAGGACAAGGAAUUGUUCCGGCGGGAAGUCCUCGGCGAGAAGCUCAAGGAGAAGAUGGUGACGAAUAAUGCGUGGAUGAAGGGGCUGAGCCACGAGGACGUGCAGAAGGCCAACAACGACUUCCAGAAGUGGAAAGAGACGGAGAUGCCGGCGACGGAGCCGGAGGACGCGGCCGAUGUUACCAUGGAGGGAUAAGUCGCUGGUGGUGGUAGUGGCUUUGGGGGGAGGUCUAAUAACUGGCUGGGUUCGGGUGCACCGGCGCAAACGGUACUAGGGCGUAGGCGCGGGUGGGUUGACAUGGGCAAACGGGUGGGAAGAACGAACGCACAGGGAGAUGGUCUCGGGGGGGGGC
Chaetomium fimeti is the source of this 4844-nucleotide messenger RNA. RefSeq lists its product as uncharacterized. Lineage: Eukaryota; Fungi; Ascomycota; Sordariomycetes; Sordariales; Chaetomiaceae. The record is from RefSeq and is a predicted model, not a curated record. Gene Ontology annotation, cellular component: Sin3-type complex; chromatin. Gene Ontology annotation, biological process: negative regulation of transcription by RNA polymerase II. Bases 227 to 4687 code for a protein of 1486 amino acids. Gene Ontology annotation, molecular function: transcription corepressor activity. The transcript has 6 exons.